CUCUAUUGAAAACACGUAUAAUCUACCGAGCUAAAUGUUUACAUCCUUAAUGCACUCCAAAAUACUUUGUUAUCUUAUGCUCUAUUAAAUCCAUACGUGCCUGAAGUCCUUAAUAUCCAAUCACCAUGUGGGGUCAACGCGAAGAAUGGACAUACGGGGCAAAAAAAAAAAAAAAAAAAGCCCACCGGAAAUCCGAAAGCAAAACAGAGUCCGGCUGGCUUUCCUCUGUUUCCGAUUACGAUCAGGAAACGGAAAAGAAGGAUUAUAAAAAGAAACCGGAAACAAGAGAUUUCCUCAGUCCCAGCCCAUCACACAAAUCAAGUCUCAACCAUGGCAGCGAAUUCCUCCAAGACUCCGUGCCUCUGCUCGCCGACGAACCACCCGGGCUCGUUCCGUUGCAGCCGCCACAAGAACCAGUAUUCGCCGCCCACGUCGACGGCGGCCGGAAGUCCCUCUGUUUCUUCUUCAGUGAACUCCGUCAAGACCCAGAGCACUACUCCAUGUCUCUGCUCGCCGUCGAACCACCCGGGCUCGUUCCGUUGCAGCCGCCACAAGAACCAGUCGGCGAAUCGAAGUUCUCCGUCUUCUUCAUUGAACUCCGUCAAGACUCAGAGUAGUACUACUAUUACGUGCCUCUGCUCGCCGUCGAACCAUCCAUUGGCGUACCGCUGCAGCCUCCACAAGAAGAAGUAUCCGGCGCGCACGUCGGUGGCGGCUGGAAGUUGCUCUGUUUCUUCUUCAGCGAAUUCCGUCGUCAAGACUCAGGGUACCACGGCGUGCGCCUGCUCGCCGACGAACAAUCCGUGGUCGUACCGUUGCAGCCUCCACAAGAACCAGGGGAACGGCAGGGAAUUGGCGGCGCCGGCGCGGCAGGCGAAGGCGUUCACGUUGAGGGCGUAUCUGGGGCAGAUUAUUAAGCCGCCGAGUCGAGACGAAACGCGGCGGGUGAAUUUCCGGCCCACGCCGUCGAGGUUUUUCAAGAUGCACGCCGGCAGCGGCAGCAUAGCGGUUUCUUAAAUGAUCGCUCGUCUUUCUUUCCUGUUUAGCUAGCGAGAGUUGGAAUCAGGAUUGUAGUUGCUUUAGAUUAGUCAGUUUGAUAUGUAAAACAGGGGCAGAGUUUUCUCGAACAUAAGCUCAUUUUUUUUUUCGAGUGAGAAAUUCGACUGUGUAAGUUAUAAGUUGGGAACAGUUAUUACUAGUCUUAUUCAAAGCAAUGUGAUAUUGAAUUCAAGCUGCAUAUUCUUGGAUACGCCUAGUGUUUUUUUUCUAGAAUUUCGAUUUGGAGAGUGUUAUUAGUGGAGAUCUCCUCAUCUCAUCCUCUUUUCUUUUAACAACAAAAUGGUGUGUUACUAUUACCAAUAACCUUACCAUACCAAAAAUGAGUAAUUGACUUGUAUAGUAUAAAUUUUAGGAAUGACA
Molecule: messenger RNA, 1419 nt
Organism: Linum trigynum
Lineage: Eukaryota; Viridiplantae; Streptophyta; Magnoliopsida; Malpighiales; Linaceae
Source: the annotation of a GenBank genome assembly